Argentina anserina (silverweed cinquefoil) is the source of this 2168-nucleotide messenger RNA. RefSeq names its product S-type anion channel SLAH2-like. The coding region runs from base 163 to 1998 and encodes 611 amino acids. NCBI's taxonomy places the organism in Eukaryota, Viridiplantae, Streptophyta, Magnoliopsida, Rosales, Rosaceae. Gene Ontology annotation, cellular component: membrane. Gene Ontology annotation, biological process: intracellular monoatomic ion homeostasis; transmembrane transport. Gene Ontology annotation, molecular function: voltage-gated monoatomic anion channel activity. The transcript has 6 exons. The record is from RefSeq and is a predicted model, not a curated record.
GUAUAUUGUAUGCAUUAUCACUUACAUGUCUUUAGUUGUGGUGGCAGGUCUUUAGUUGUGAACUUGUGAUAGGCAGGGCCUCCAUGUGUACCAGUGAGAUCCCAAAGGAUCAAACAUACAUGGAAGUUCUUAAGAAAUUGGCAGACUCUUUGCAUUGAAGCUAUGGAUUCUGAAGAACAGGUGUCCGUUCCAAUUCCAUCUCUCAUCAAAUACAUAUCCUCAAAUGAAGUGGUUGGUUUCGAUAAUGCUGAGGAGCAUACCAUUCCCAAUAAUACGCCUCUGCCAUCAGCUAAGGAAAUUGAGAUAGCUGCUUUAGAAAUUAGAGUUGAUGAAUAUGAACAACCAACUCAUCAAAGAAUCCACUCUGUUUCUAUUAGCAUGCCGCCAUCACCCAUGGGCGUUCAUUUAGAGAAAAUGAAUGGAAUUCUAUUCAGUCCUGAUGCAACAAUUUUCAAUAAUGGAAUUGUAGAUUCUUCUUCUGAAAAUAGAAGUGCUAGUAGUCGCAACCUUCCGGAGCCACCAAAAUUUCACUCUCAACCUUUGCCAAAUGGCCCUGCGUUUGAAGAUCAGGCAAUGCAUACUGGUCAAUCUGCCUAUCAUCCAAGUAUUGAAAGGCCACGAGAUAACAGGUUUGAUAAUUUCAAGACAUGGUCCGGGAAACUUGAAAGGCAGUUAACAAUGCUACGAGGAAAGACUCCGCGUAGAAGUGAUCAACCAGACAAUCCAUUUGCUCAAAGUACAGAUCAAGUUGAUCCUUUACCUGCAGACCGUUACUUUGAUGCAUUGGAAGGGCCAGAGUUGGACACUCUUAGGGCUUCAGAGGAAAUAAUGCUUCCAGAAGACAAGCAGUGGCCAUUUCUUCUCCGGUAUCCCAUUUCUGCAUUUAGCAUCUGCCUUGGUGUCAGCAGCCAAGCCAUUUUGUGGAAAACUCUUCCUACCUCGGCCUCCACAAAGUUUCUCCACUCGAGCUUGAUACCAAAUUUGGUUCUAUGGUGGAUUGCUGUCGCUACAUUAGUUGUUAUUGCUUUCAUCUACCUUCUCAAAAUCAUCUUCUACUUUGAAGCUGUUCGCCGCGAGUAUUUCCAUCCAGUUCGAAUCAACUUCUUCUUUUCCCCAUUUAUAGCCUUGUUGUUCUUAGCUAUAGGAGUGCCACCUUCCAUUUCUAGCAACCUCCAUCCAGCUCUUUGGUACGUCCUGAUGGCGCCGCUGUUAUGUCUUGAGCUUAAGAUCUACGGACAGUGGAUGUCAGGAGGGCAACGCCGGCUUUCAAAAGUAGCCAACCCUGUUAACCACCUCUCCAUUGUUGGCAACUUUGUAGGGGCUUUGCUAGGUGCUUCAAUGGGGCUAAGAGAAGGACCAAUAUUCUUUUUUGCUGUUGGUAUGGCUCAUUAUAUGGUCUUGUUUGUGACACUGUACCAGAGACUUACCACAAAUGAGACAGUAAUCCCUAAGGAGCUACAUCCUGUGUUCUUUCUGUUUGUUGCUGCACCAAGCGUUGCUUCAAUGGCGUGGGCAAGAAUCCAAGGUUCCUUUGAUGUGGGCUCGCGGAUUGGUUACUUCAUUUCCAUGUUCCUUUAUCUCUCACUGGCAAUCCGAAUCAAUUUUUUCCGAGGAUUCAAGUUCUCAUUGGCUUGGUGGGCAUACACUUUUCCGAUGACUGGUGCUGCCGUUGCUACCAUCAGGUACUCGAAUGAAGUGACGAAUAUAGGAACUCAAACUUUGGCUGUCAUACUAUCCAUCAUCGCCACGCUCGUGGUUACUGCUCUCUUCAUAACAACCGUCCUGCAUGCCUUUGUGCUCCAAGACCUCUUCCCCAACGACCUUGCCAUUGCCAUCAGCGACAGAAGCCCAAAUAAAUCACGUAAAAAGUGGUUUCAUCUAAUAAGAGGAACCUCUUCGGAUUCAAAAGAUAUUGAGAAUUUCUUAAAGACAGCAACAAGCGCAGAUAAAACUGAGUUGGAAGUUAAAACAGUCAUUGAAUCUGCCAGUAAGAUUUAGCUAGCUACUUGCACAUGCGAGGAACAGAAGUUACCAAAUUUCCCAGUUCCAGUGAACAUGUCAAAUCUAGCAUAUGUAUAGAGUAGCAUUUCUUUUAGGGGCGGUUGUUCUCGAGGGUUACGUUUGUAUGUUUACUCUUUCUUCAUCGAUAAAAAGCUACCAAGCUCUAG